This is a messenger RNA of Cynocephalus volans (Philippine flying lemur), 1585 nucleotides long. It is a transcript of the gene ZCCHC9, whose product is annotated as zinc finger CCHC-type containing 9. Gene Ontology annotation, cellular component: nucleolus. The transcript is spliced from 7 exons. The record is from RefSeq and is a predicted model, not a curated record. The coding region runs from base 334 to 1149 and encodes 271 amino acids. NCBI's taxonomy places the organism in Eukaryota, Metazoa, Chordata, Mammalia, Dermoptera, Cynocephalidae. Gene Ontology annotation, molecular function: zinc ion binding; nucleic acid binding.
GACUAUGUGCUUCCGGUCCCGAGUGCCGUCGCUGGAGGGGGAUCGGGCUUCUCUGGCUCGCUAACUCUGCUGCUCUGGAGGAUUCACGCGCGGGGAAGGAUAAUCCACCUCGUCUUGAACAGCCCCGGUCCCCACUGUGACAGUCGCAGGACCUUCGGCGACGAGUGUGCGUGCGUAAAGUGGCGUGCCGCCUCACACCGGCUUACUGGGCCAGCCUGAGCGUGUGUUGGAAGGGUGUGUUGGACGGCAGGAGCUGAGGCUAAAGGCGCACGGGAUGCUGUCCCCAAAAGCCGUGCUUGUCUUAAAGAGUGAUAAGGUACAUUGGAUGAAAUCAUGACCAGGUGGGCACGAGUUACUACCACACAUAACAAGAGACCCUUGCCUGCAACAUCAUGGGAGAACAUGAAGAAGGGACCCUUUGAGGGAGCAAGCCAAAACCUACCAAAGCGUAAACAACUUGAAGCCAGUAGACUGUCCCUUAAAAAUGAUGCACCCCAAGCAAGACAUAAAAAGAACAAAAAGAAAAAAGAGUACUUAAAUGAAGAUGUGAAUGGAUUCAUGGAGUACCUAAGACAGAACUCACAGGUGGUUCACAAUGGGCAGAUGAUAGCAACAGACAGUCAGGAACUAAGGGACGAAAUUGUAGUUGCCUUAAAGAAAGACAGUCGACGGGAAGGAAGACGAUUAAAACGACAAGCAGCAAAGAAAAAUGCAAUGGUAUGUUUCCAUUGUAGAAAACCUGGCCAUGGAAUUGCAGAUUGCCCGGCUGCCCUUGAAAAUCAAGAUAUGGGCACAGGAAUAUGUUAUCGGUGUGGCUCCACAGAGCACGAAAUAACUAAGUGCAAGGCUAAAGUAGACCCAGCUCUUGGUGAAUUUCCUUUUGCAAAAUGUUUUGUUUGUGGGGAAAUGGGGCAUUUGUCCAGAUCUUGUCCAGAUAAUCCCAAAGGACUCUAUGCUGAUGGUGGUGGUUGCAAACUUUGUGGCUCUGUGGAACAUUUUAAGAAAGAUUGCCCUGAAAGUCAGAAUUCAGAUCGAAUGGUCACAGUUGGUCGCUGGGCAAAGGGAAUGAGUGCAGACUAUGAAGAAAUUUUGGAUACACCUAAACCACAGAAACCCAAAACAAAGAUACCUAAAGUUGUUAAUUUCUGAUAACAGUUAGUACUUCGGUUAGUUACCACCUCAUUGUUACUUUCCAAACUGAACCUACUUCACAUGUUAGAGGUGGGCUCCCUUGGAGCCAAGGCUAUAUGGCAGACAUCAGUAUGAUUCCCGCAUUCUGUCCGUCAGGGAGUACUGCUACCAUUGUUCGGAGAAAGUCACUGAAGAAAAGUACAAGGUGAUUAAGUUGGAUACUCUAAAAGAGCAAAUUUUUAACAGAACUUAGACAUAACUAAGUGAUUAUAUACCUGAUUGCAAAAAUCAUCUUUUUUUAAAAGCAAAAUUAUGUAUUAAUGUGAACCACUCCUAUACUGCUUUGUGGGUUUUUUUUUUUUCCUGCUGUGUAUUUGGAAAUGAAUUUUUGGUUAUAUAUUUUUUUGGUUUAAAGUAUCAAUUUACUAUUAUAAUAGAAAUUUAUAAAUUGCCA